AAAAAGAGGGGUGGUUGAUUUGGAAGAAGAAGAAGAAGAAGAAGAAGAAGAGGAGGAGGAGGAGGAGGGGGAGCUUGACCAAAUCCCAUGGUUUCUUUGUCUUGCUUAGUCGAUGGAUGGGAUCACGGUUGUCGUCGCCGAGGAGCUUCAGUAUUGGCUCACGGUGGACGAUGGAGUCUGAAUGGAGAACUUCAACAGUUGCUCACGGUUGACGGUGGACACUGAAAGGAGAUCUUCAACAGUGGCAUGUUGACGGCGAGUUUGAACCUGGGAGAUCGUUGAUGGUGAGCUUGAACUUGGGAGAUCGUUGACGGCGAGCUUACUGUGAGAUCACUGACGGUGAACUUCGGUGUUCUUGUUUUCCUUUCCUUCUUCCCUUCGAUUGUUUGAACACUCAAACGCAAAGGGUGAAAUGGUCAAUAAGUAUAAAAAGGGUAAUUUUGCCAUUUUGAAAAAAACACACUCAGAGACAUUUGAAAGUCAGGAAAUGAUAAGUGAUAGGAAUUUUUCCUAUACAAAAAGACUACUUAGCAAUACUGGCCUGAGAUUGUCCGUCAAUGCUGUGAGUUUGGUAGAACUUCCAUGCCUGUCUGUUUCAUCUUUUUAGCAACUUUCUUUUGAUCUCUAGGCUCUGUUUCUUUCUAAGGGCGAUUGACUUCCUCCAUCUCCUCGUCCAGAUCUUCUAAACCCAAAAAAGAAAUUGAAGAGGAUGGUGGUCUCUGGCGAUGGCGGAGAUUCAUCUGGAGUACUGAUAAAAUCGGAUUAUGAUCGGAUGAAAGAAUUAAUGGAAUUCGAUGACUCUAAAGCUGGCGUAAAAGGACUAGUAGACUCUGGCCUGGUGAAGGUUCCUCGUAUAUUCAUCCACCCACCUGAAGAGUAUGAUGGUAGGUCAGUUUCCAAUCAGACCCACUUCACAAUUCCGGUCAUAGACCUAGAUGGCAUCGGCGAAGAUGCUAUUCGACGCAGGGAGAUUGUCGAGGAAGUUCGGAAUGCAUCAGAGAUGUGGGGCUUCUUUCAGGUGGUGAAUCAUGGGAUCCCUGUAAAUGUUUUGGAUGAGAUGCUUCAAGGGGUGCGUGGAUUCUACGAACAGGAUAUUGAAGUGAAGAAAAAGUUCUAUACACGUGAUUUGAGGCGCAGACUGGUGUAUAAUAGCAAUAAUCAAUUGUAUCAAUCACCAGCAGCUAAUUGGAGGGACAGUUUCUAUUGCUUCAUGGCUCCGGAGCCUCCUCAGCCAGAAGAUUUGCCUGCUGUGUGUAGAGAUAUAAUGAUGGAAUACUCCAAACAAGUGAAAAAAUUAGGGAUUUUCUUGUUUGAAUUACUGUCUGAGGCUUUGACACUUAAGUCAGAACACCUGGUAGACAUUGGGUGUGCCGAGGGGCAUGCGUUGCUGACCCACUACUAUCCAUCAUGCCCAGAGCCGGAAUUGACGAUGGGUACCAGUAAGCAUGCAGACAAUGAUUUCCUUACUGUGCUUCUACAAGACAACAUCGGUGGCCUCCAAGUCCUUCGUGAAAAGCAGUGGGUCGAUGUUCUACCGAUGCCUGGAGCUUUGAUUGUCAAUGUUGGAGAUCUUCUACAGCUUAUCUCAAAUGAUAGAUUUAAAAGCGUAGAACACAGAGUACUCGCAAACCGCAUCGGCCCCAGAGUAUCGGUGGCGUGCUUUUUCACCACACCUGUAAAUCAGGCAUCAGGGAAGUUGUAUGGGCCGAUCAAGGAGCUGUUGUCAGAAGAAAAUCCACCCAUCUACAGGGAAACCACGGUCCAAGAGUAUACUAAACACUUCGUUGCAAAAGGACUUGAUGGGAACUCUGCAUUGACGCGUUUCAAGUUGUGAGUUCGGCAGUCAUGUAAAUAUGCUCCUUUUAUCUUUAUGGUUGGACGUUGGCCUAGUAUUUGCUCAAUUCACGGUCAGACCUAAAGCUGCAAACUUUCGGUGAAAAUGUUAUAUUCAUGUGCAAAUGCAUCAGUUGCGAGUCUUCGGUUUACAGGAAGAUGUUAGACUUCAUGGGGGAAUUUAAAACAAAAGCUAGAUGAUGCCAAUAUUGCCCAUUUAGGAGGGCUAAAGCGCAGAAGGUUCUUGCUUUCGAGACGGGCUUCACAUGGACCGCUAUAGUUGGUGAAAAAUCUAGAGAGCCCAGAUUUGCUGUUGGUAAGGGCUGUCUGCUUUACAGUUUAUUUGAAUAGCUUAUCUAGAGCACUUCAAAGC
This is a messenger RNA of Nelumbo nucifera (sacred lotus), 2206 nucleotides long. NCBI's taxonomy places the organism in Eukaryota, Viridiplantae, Streptophyta, Magnoliopsida, Proteales, Nelumbonaceae. The record is from RefSeq and is a predicted model, not a curated record.